GCACCUCGACUGGGCAAAAUCGCGUAAAAUGGAAACAGAAUUUCGUUGUGAGGUUGAGGUUGGCCGUUGAAAAAAGUGAACAUGGGAAGGUCCAAGUUUCCCGGGAAGCCGCCGAAGACGGUCACUAGGAAACGGAUCAAAGUUCUCGGCCAGCCUGAGACAGCCCAAAGCGAUUCGGUAACCGUUGCCGAGAACAUCUACUACGGACUUUCCCUGUUCAACGAAACAUUUGGUGACAACGAGAAGGAACAUCCACCAUUCCAUGGUUUUAGCACUAAAGAGGCUAAUCUUUCCGUGUCUUACAUAAAAACGCAACAACAUGACACAGAAAACAAAACUGUUAAAUUAUCACCUGAUGCUAUUGAUAAACCGAUACCACAACAGAAUGAACAAAAUGUCACAGAUAUUAAAAAUUCUCCAUCGAGUACUGAAAAUAAUACAGAGAAAUUAUGUGAUAAAAAUAUAAAACCAACAGAAGAUAUUAAGAAAGAUGUGACUAUGUUAAAUUCCAAACGUGCUACUAAAUUUCACAGACCUAAAAGUCGCAGAAGUUGUAAAAAUAUAAAAUUCUCGAAUUUUAUAAAAACACCAGUAUUAAAAUCAGUGAACAAUAUUUUAGAUCAGCAUCAACGAACAAGACAACUACGUAACAGUACUGCAAAGAGAUUAUUGCAAAGGGCAAAAUCUAAUAGUAAUAAUGUGCGUAAUAUGACUGCACAAUGUGGAGAUAAACCAAAUGCUGUACGAAAAUUUAUUUUACCAGUUCGAAGUGCCCAUUCGUCAAGAGUUAUUAAACCAAAUAAAAGAUUUAUUGAAGAAUUAGAAGAAAUUUCUGGAGCAGAGCACAGUGAAAAUGAAGUUGCUACACACGUGAAGAAAGCUAAAUUUGCAUUAAAUAAAUUGUGUAAUCAGGAACCAAAAUUGAAGGAGGGAAAUGUUAAUAAAUUAUGUACAAAAUUAAAAAAUAAAGAAGCAAGAAAUAAGGCCAAAAAGGUAGUUCAACGUGUAAAUUCCAAUGUGCAAACUGUUAUACAAUCUGCAAAGAAUUGUGAAAGAUUAACACCUUCUGUACAAGACGCACAAGUAUCAAAAAUUAUUAAUACAGAUGUUAAAAGAUCUAAUUUAUCCAGUAAAAACAAAACAAUAAAGAGUCCAUCUGAUGAAUCCAAUAGUAUUCAGGAUAGUACGCAAAAUAUAAUCAGAAAAGCUCAAAAUGUAAAAUUAACUGUAUCCAAAAACCAGAAAUCAAUUUCUGUUCCUACAAAAGUUCUUCCUGAUUCCAAUGUUCCAAGUUCAGAGUCUUCCAGGAUUCAAACAAGAUCAGGAACUCAAAGUGAAGCUGUUGAUCUAGAAGUUCAAACAAAUUUUGAAGAUAUAGUAAAACUAAAAGAAAAUACUAAUGCAAAAAGUCAAGUUAGUUCUGAUCAUGGGAAUAAAACUACAGAGGGAAAUUCAGAUAACUUUGACACAGAAAGUACAUUGUCUGAAAGUGGAAGUGAACAUAGUAAUCAUACAGAAGAUGAACAGUCCGAAUGGACUGGAAUGAAAUUAAAUGGUGGAAAAGUUGUUUUAAGAAAAGCAAGAUUAAAAUUAGAUAACAAAUGUGUUGGUGGAACUGAAGGACCUUUUUCAACAACAAAUAAUAAUAGUGUUACAAAUGGAAACACUAACUUAGGCUUGACAGGCACUAUAAAAUGCGGUGUUUGUGGUGCUGUGCGAUUUUAUCGGUUUGUAAAACAAGCUCGAAAAUUUGGUAUUCACAGUUGUGAAUCAUGUAGAAAGUUUAUCAGUAAAAUGAUUAAACGACAGGCUUGCGCAAAAUCUACCAGUAGUACCCUUCCAAUCCUUCAAUGUCAUAAAGGCGACGGUUUAUGCUUAGUACCACCUGUUGUAAGAAGUCAGCAAUGGAAUCUCAUGAGAUGUGUUUACAAAGCUAGAUGUCCAGCUUGUUGGUUAAAAAUGUGUUUGAAAUGUUACAACAUUCCUUCUUCAUUAAGAACAGGUUUAAAUGCACUAUUACCACCAAUGAUGCGAGAUCCUCUGAGUAUUCCAUUAUCAUUAAAUCAAGAAGAUAGUGAUAAUCAAGGACAAAAAUUAAUAUCUUCUAAGUUAGGCUGGCCCGCAGAAGACAGUUCAGAAAAGAACUUAUUUAAAUCAGCCAUGAAUUGGAGAAAUAUAGAAAUGGGUCAAAAAACUAGUUAUCAAGGUACUGGUGGUUUUCUGUAUACAAAGAUAGAUAAAUUUGAUUCAUCACUGAAUAUAUCACCUAAUAAAAAGAGAAGAAAAAAUAAUAGGAUAAAAGUGAGAAAGAAAUUGAAAAAUCCAAUGUUCUCUUCACCAUCUUUAAAUCAAUGUCCACAACCCCUGAGACAGAGACUUGAAUUAAAGGGACCAAGAGUUAAACAUGUUUGUCGAAGUGCAAGUGUUGCUCUUGGUCAACCAAUUGCUACUUUUCCUUUCACAGAUGGAAAAGAAGAUACUGAAAGCAAUAAGCACAUUCCGAAAACUUUGAAGGAAAAUGAUAGGAUAGAAAAAAAGGAUGAAGUAAAAGAGAAAGAACCACAAAAGCAUAAUUAUGAAAAUACAGUAAAUCAUAAUACUAUUAACAUAACACAACAACCUCAUCCGAAAAGAGGAAAACCGCAACAAAAUAUAUCGACGUCUAAUUUUCAAGUCGUACCUAAAAUAAGUAAUGAAACUGUACAUACAGUAUCUAUAGAUUUUUGGGAACAGUAUGAUCCUACAGAAGUUGGAGCAAAAGGUUUUGCCCUUAUUGGUUCAGAACUCUUUCAUACUCCUGCUAUUUGUUACCUUUGUGGAAGUGCUGGAAAAGAACCACUCAUCCACUGUCAAUGCUGUUGUGAGCCAUAUCAUGCCUUUUGUUUGGAACCCAGUGAAUGGAAUGCUUGUGCCCAACCAAACUGGUGCUGUCCUCGAUGUACAAUAUGCCAAUCCUGCCACCUAAGAUCUGGUCCAAAAUUGUCUUGCAUUCGUUGUCGUCAAUCAUUUCAUCACUCGUGUUUGUCAAAAUCUGGUGUUAGUGCAAGACUUUACAGUCCUGAAAGACCUUAUGUGUGUCAAAGUUGUGUCAAGUGUAAAAGCUGUGGUAGUGAAGGAGUUAAUGUUCAUGUGGGCAAUUUACCAUUAUGCUCCAUGUGUUUUAAAUUACGUCAACAAGGAAAUUAUUGUCCACUGUGUCAAAGAUGUUACAACGAAAAUGAUUUUGAUACAAAGAUGAUGGAAUGUAGCGAAUGUUCUUAUUGGGUACAUGCUCAUUGUGAAGGUCUUUCUGAUGAGCGUUAUCAGAUUCUUAGUUAUUUACCCGAUACAAUCGAAUUCACGUGCAGCCAAUGUUACUCAAAUGCUAAUUCUGUUUGGAGAAAUGCCAUAGAAGCUGAAAUUAAAGCUGGUUUUAUAGGAGUUAUAAAAUCGUUGAGUAAAAACAAAAAGGCUUGUGCUGCAUUGAAAUGGAGUCCAAGAAAAGAAUGUCUAUGUAGACCCAUUUCUAGUGGGAAAAAGUUGGAUUUUUCAGAUGAAAAAACAGAUUUGAAUACAGUACACACUAAAGAAGGUCUCAAUGUGGAGGAACCUGAAGAAUGUACUAAUGAAAAAAUUAAAAAUGCAGAAUUUAGUCUCAAUAAUAAUUCAAAAUCUGAUUCAGUAAGUAAACUGGAUGAAGAUCAACCGAGUGAUUGUACUAAUAGAAGGGGUUUGAGACGUCUUCGGCAGAAGUUUCAUUUAAAAGAAUGUUCUGUUCGAGUAAAAAAUUGUGCUUUAAAGGAUACUCAAGAUAGUGAUAAAAAAGAUUCGGUAACUCAAGAAAAUUCAAAUGGUAGUUCAAACGAUACAGAAUGUCACUGUUCGGACCAGCAAAUUAUUGUUAGACCUUCGCCUACAUUAAUGUCAGUGAAACGAAAAGUUAAUAAUAAUGAAUAUAAAACGUUAUUGCAGUUUCAUUGUGAUAUGGAAUAUGUAAUUAAUCGCACCGGAACUAAGGAACUUAUUGAUGCUUAUCAUAAAAUUUUACAGGAAGUGUUUCCAUGGUUUAGUCCAAAAAAUAUUAAAAAUAAUGGAAAGAAUGAUGCAUUAACACCUACCAAGAAUAUUAAUAAAGAUGAUAGUCUAGUUACGAAACUUGAUGAUUCUAUUCUAGAAGUAUGGAAAGAAGAAGUGAUGAAGGCACCAAAAGCAAUUGCGGCCAAAACAGCAAAUUUAUAUAAUGUUCAUGUUGAAGACAGUAGAUCAUGUUGUUUGUGCAAAGGUUUAGGUGAUGGUCCAGAAACAAAAGAAGGACGGUUAUUAUAUUGUGGACAAAAUGAAUGGGUGCAUUCAAAUUGUGCGCUUUGGUCUAAUGAAGUGUUUGAAGAAAUCGAUGGUUCUUUGCAAAAUGUGCAUAGCGCUAUUUCAAGAGGUCGGUUAAUUCGUUGUUCGGAAUGCGGAAAGAAGGGAGCAAGUGUUGGUUGUUGCGCAAAAAAUUGUAGUAGUACCUUCCAUUAUCCUUGUGCGAGGAACGUUGGACUUGCCUUUAAUGACGAUAAAACAGUAUUCUGUUCUUUGCAUUUAAAUAACUGCACGCAUAAAACAUUACAAAAUGAGAUUGAUUUUAGUUUACAAAGACCAGUAUAUGUGGAACUAGAUCGUAAGAAAAAGAAAUAUGCAGAACCAAGUAAAGUAAAAGUUAUGAUAGGUUCGUUAAUGGUUGAUUGCUUAGGUACUGUUAUACCUGAAUACUCCGAUACAGCAGAAAAGAUUAUACCCUGCGAUUAUAAAUGUUCUCGGCUAUACUGGUCUACAGUAAAUCCAUUUAAAAUUGUAAGAUAUUAUAUUAGAACAUAUAUACAAGUAUAUGUACCAGAAGUUUCUCCCGAUCUAGAAAACAAUAUAACUAUUGAUCAUUCUAAAGAACAAGAAAAAGAAGAUGCAUUAGAUACACAGAAAACUGAGUAUUUAGCUGUGAAACAAUCUUUAGACGCUUUAAUCGAUGCAGUCUGUAAUAAAGAAGUCGACGAAAAUUUAGCAGAACAAAAUAAUACAGAUCUUUUACCUCCGGAAUUGAAAGAAGCUAUAUUUGAAGAUUUGCCGCAUGAUUUAUUAGAUGGUAUUUCCAUGCAAGAUAUAUUUCCAAAAAUGACGUACGAAGAUUUUUUAGCAAUGGAUUUAAAAAAUGAUGGUAAUUUUGUGACUGAUUUAUUUAAGGAUGACAUGUUGGCAUCUGAAGUAGAUGAAAUUAUAAAACCACCUGAAAAUAAAAUUUCAAAGGUAGAUCCUCCGUUGUUAGAAUUAGGAGCACAUAAUGAUCUGUGGGUUCAUUUAGAAGCAAAAACUUCUGUGCAAGAUUUAAUGGAUGAUUUAUUUAGUUCUAAAAAUCAAAAACGUGGAGGCAGAGAAUUAAAACGAUCUAAAUCGGAAGUAAUUUCAAACAGUCCAUUAAUUGUUGGAGGACAAAGGCAUCAUCAACGAUCUUGCAGUUUAACUUGGAGUUGUAAAUUGGAUAGUACUUAUGGUCCUAGUAUAAAAAGAAGAAAAUUAUCUAGAAACUCAAGUAUGACAAAAUCAAAUGAGACAAGUGUGAUGGUAUUAGAUUCACAAAAUGAACGGCCACCUACUUUACAUGAGUUACGGAUCCCAGAUAGUAUCAUGGUUACUGUAGGCAGAGCAAAUACACCUAAUAUUUUAUCUGAUUCUAUGCGGGAAUUAAAGUAUUGUAUUGAAGAUGCCAGUGGUAUUAAUCGUAGAGUAAUAUCUACUAGUCGGGAAGAAGGAAAAGAACACAAACGACUCUUUUGGCAUGCAAGGCAACAGCCACGAAUAUUACAAGUUGAUGGACCGGCUGAUCCAAGUAGUGCCAGUGAAUGUAGUUCACCAGAAUAUAAUAUUGAAGAAAAAACUACAGGGUUACGUAUGACGGAACACUUAUCGAUACCACAAUUAGACGGUAUUAACGAUGAAUCUUCAUGUGAAAGUAGCGAAUUUUCUUCAAUUACUGAAAAAGAUAUUAAUUCUUCUAUCAAAUCUUCGAACAAUGUUUUACGAUCAAAGCGAAUUUAUGGGUUUAUUAGAUCACAUAUUGGAAAGACUAAUGAUAAAACACAAAAAAUAAAAGAAAGUGAUAACUUUCCCACUUGUCAAAAAUAUGCAGUGCAUCAAGCUAAUUUUAAAGAAAAUAAUUUGAAGUUGAAUUUGGAAAUUCCUCAAUUAGAUGGAGCUGAUGAUAUUUCCAGCGAUGAUGAGUGCAUAUCACCACAACAUGUUGAAAAUGAAAGAACGAAUAUUCCUUCUCAAUGUGAAGCACCAUUUGAUCAUAUAGAUCGCCCUGUAACUUGUAAACGAUGCCGUUGUACCUACAGAACACAAGAUAGUUAUAAUAGACAUUUGACAAACUGUGAUAUCAUGAUAACAAGUGACAGUGAUUCAGAAACUAUGGAUAAUAAAUUGGCAUCACCUGAUUCUAGAUUUUCUCCAAGUAUUGGAUCUGUGUCUCCACAAUUUAUAACUUUGUCUCCAGUACCAUCACCUCAUCCAGCUAUUCAAAUUGAUCCAAUAGCACAAGCAAUUAUUACACCACAAAUUCAUACGCAUGCUACUGUGGAAACUGUUCAUCAAACAGUAUUAACAUCUAAUGACAUGAUUGUACAAACACAAUACACCAGAACAACAACUACAUUACCAAAUGCCACAGUAUUACCUCAAGAAAGUACUGUUCAAAUAACAGAAAUUACAGACCCACCAUCUGUUGCAAGUGAUUCCAAUAUGUCACAAAAUAUCAUUAAUACUCCUAUAAAUUCUCCAGAUGGUGCAAGUUCCCAAACAGUCCCAAGUCCACAGAUAUCACCUACAUUUUCUUCUACUGGUGUACAGACUGCAAGUAACGAAUCACAGGCAAAUAUUCAAAUAACAAAAUUAACUAAAUCAAAGUCUCCAAGGGCGCCAAAGCCUCGAACUAAAGGGAUUAAAACACAGAUUGUAAAAAAUACCAUACAGCCACACAAUGGGCAUGCUAGGUUUCAGCCAAUGCAAAACAAUACUCCAGUUAUACAAUUGCAACAAGCUCAAAGACCAAGUGGGCCAACUGUAAUAUUACAACAAGCAUCUCCUGGUAUCAUGUCUGCAUAUGUUGAGACUUUGCAACAACAGUCGGGACAAAAUCUUCAGUAUGUAACAACAAUUGGAGGCCAACAUGAAACUGCAUUUAAACCACAGUUUAUAACAACUAAUCACUUAGUUCCUGGUGCAUAUAUACAAGCAUCCUCUGAUAAUUUAUUGACAUUACAAAAUGGCGGCAUAUCGAUAUUGCCAGGUGUACAAAUUGCUCAAACACAACCAACAGUUCUUGGAACAAUUAUACAGCAACAACCUAGUGCAAUUCAAUGUGGAGUUAUAUCAUCUGAGCAACUACUAUUAAGUUCAACACCAACACUAGAGAUGUUUACAGAUUCAACAGGCAGUAUGUUUCUUUCAAACCAACCAAUGUAUUAUGGUUUGGAAACCAUUGUAAGCAACACAGUAAUGUCUUCCAGUCAGUUCAUGGCUGGCACAGUACCACAGGUGUUAGCAAGCAGUUACCAAACAACAACACAAGUUUUUCAAGCUUCAAAACUCAUGGAACCUAUUGUGGAUGUUCAGGCUGUUCCAGGUGUCCCUACUGUAACAGCAGUGCAAUCUGUACAGAAUGUACCUGGAGUACCUGGUGUGCCUAGUGUACCUAAUGUUGCUAACGUACCCAAUGUAUCCAAUGUACCCAACCUAGCUAACAUACCUAAUGUACCUAGUGCAACCAAUGUACCUAAUGUUCCAAGUGUAACCGCUAUACCGACUAUACCCGCUGUACCCUCUGUAUCCAAUGUACCUAACAUAUCCAAUAUACCAAGCAUAACAAAUAUCCCGAAUGUAUCUAGUGUUUCCACAAUACCCAGCGUAUCUAGUGUGCCCAAUGUACCUAGUAUACCCAGUGCAUCUAAUACAUCUAAUGUACCUAAUGUACCUAGUGUACCUGGUAUACCUGGUGUACCUAGUGUACCUGGUGUACCUAGUGUACCUGGUGUACCUAGUGUACCUGGUGUACCUAGUAUACCUGGUAUACCUAGUAUACCUGGUAUAUCUGGUGUACAUAAUGUACCCAAUACACCUAGUGCACCUAGUAUAUCUAGUGUACCUAGCGCACCUGGUGUAGCUAGUUUACCUAGUGCAGCUAAUGUGCAGAGUGUACCUAAUGCACUUGGUAUAUCUAAUGUACCUACUGCACCUAGCAUAUCUGGUGUGCCUAACGUACCUAGUAUAUCUAACAUGUCUAAUAUGACUAGUGUACCUACUUUACCUAACACUUCUAACAUAACUAAUAUGCCAACUGUACCUACUGUUCAAAAUGUGUCCACUGUUUCCACAUUAUCAUCUAAUGUCGGGAAUGUUUCCAAUAUACCUACAGUACCCAGUGGUUACGUAGUUGUAAAUCAAUCAACACCUAUAGCAGAAUCUAUUGUAACGCCACAAAUUAAUAUGCCUGCAACACCUGAACAAAACUUUGCUUCAGCCACAUGUAAUACCAUAUUGCCUGUAUCAUGUCAAAGUGUUGUAGAGCCAGUAACUUCAAUACAACUACCAGAUACAUGUCCACCUGAACCUCACGCUGUAGCAAGGAUAACAUCGUCUCCUAAGUUGUUGCAAAACUCGAUACCAACGAUACCGAGAGUAGCUGUACGUCCAAGUCCAGUUUCUAAUUCUGUUACACAACCAAACAAUGGACCAUGGAAAAUUACAGAACCGCUAUUUGGUUCGGAACAGAUGAUGAACAAUAGCGUCCGACCGUACUUUGACUCGAAACAUGUAUCAGAGAAUACUAGUAUGAUAAAAUCUAGCAUAUCAUCUAAAAUACCCCCAUUACCUAAUCAUUGUAUAACUCAAAGGGAUAUAAUUGUAAAUAAGUUAAAUCAUGAUGUAAAUAAUGUGCAUAAUAAUUAUAGUAGUACUGUAUUGAAUUCAAACAAUAUUAAUGUAAGUGCAAGUAAUAAUCCAGUUAUCGCUAGCUCGACUGUACAAAAUAAAAUUACAAUGUCUACAAGUAACGUACCAACGAGUCGACCGAUGAAUAGAGUAUUACCUAUGCAAGCCGUAACUCCGAAGCAAGAUACGACAAAGGCCAUGCAGAAAACAGAAAUGAUCAUAGAAGAGCCAACGAAACCAGUAAUUAAACCAGCAGAACCGGAACAAAAACUUACGGAACCCAAGAAACAGAACGUCGAAGCCGUAGUACCAACAGUUAAGAAACCAGAAACGACUAUAAAUAACAUAAACGAAACUUUAAAGCUGAAUACCGAAACGAUUGAGAAGGUGAAAGAAAAUCUCAAGUUGGAACUGGACAAAGAGAAACUGCAGAAUGCCUCGUUAAAAAUAGUGCUGCAAAAGCAACUGCAAGACGGUUCAUAUAAAAUUACGCAUAACAUGAAAGCAAUGACGCAAAACAAGAAAUCUCCGCAGGUAACGUCUGUUGAAAUAUUGCCAUCGAAGCAGGUACCACAGAUAGCUUCUUUGCAAUUGUUACCGAUAAAAACGUUCACGUUGAAAACUAAUAAGAUUGAAGAGAAGGUCAAGCCUAUCGAUAACAAAUUCAAUAUACUGAAAACCAAGACUCCUCCAGUUGCUGUUAAAAAACCAAGAGUGAUCAGUAAGUCGAUUAAAUCUGUGCAACCGACUUCACCGAUUCCACAAACUCAAAAGAACACCUCGAAAGGACCGACGUUGAUGUACGAGAUCAAGUCACAGGAUGGAUUCACUCGUACCGCUUCAUCGAUGGCCGAAGUAUGGGAAACUGUAUUUCAAGCUGUUCAAAAUGCUCGAAAAGCUCACAAUUUAUCACCGUUGCCUCAUAAUCCUCUCAUUGAAAAUUUGGGCUUGGAAAACAACGCCACUGUGUAUCUGGUUGAGCAACUACCGGAUGUAAACAGAUGUACCAAAUACAAACCCAAGUUCCAUAACUUAGCGCCGCCUAAAUUGGGAGAAACAGAAAAUGAUUUACCGACUGCGUGCGAUAAUGGUGCUGCCCGUGCAGAAACGUUCAAAGGAAGGAAAGUUCACGACAUGUUCAGUUGGCUCGCAUCUAGGCACAGGCAACAACCAAAAAUGAUUGCCAUUUCGGAAGCUGAAUCCAGACGUGUGACAAGCACAAAUUUACCAAUGGCGAUGCGUUUUAGAAUACUUAAAGAAACGUCGAAAGAAUCAGUUGGUGUAUAUCAUUCUCACAUACAUGGUAGAGGUUUGUUUUGCCUGAGAGAUAUUGAAGCCGGAGAGAUGGUUAUUGAAUAUGCCGGUGAGGUAAUUCGAGCCUCGUUAACCGAUAAACGAGAAAAAUAUUACGACAGUAAAAAUAUAGGAUGUUAUAUGUUUAAAAUUGACGAUCAUCUAGUCGUCGAUGCUACAAUGAAAGGAAAUGCAGCUAGAUUUAUUAACCACUCAUGCGAGCCAAAUUGUUACUCGCGAGUGGUGGACAUCCUAGGUAAGAAACACAUUUUAAUUUUCGCUCUCCGUCGCAUUACUCAAGGAGAAGAGUUAACAUAUGACUACAAAUUUCCUUUCGAGGAUAUCAAGAUUCCAUGUACCUGCGGUUCCCGCAGAUGUCGUAAAUACCUCAAUUGAGACUGCAUAUACAGCUAUCGUAAGCAGCCAACUGGCACAGCAAAAAAAUAAUGUGCUAUAAUUAUGUGCGCUUUGGAAUAGGAUUCAUUUUAUUGAACGUUAUUCAUUUAAUCAUCAAACUAUUUUCAGAGAUUGCAGCUUUUUAUUACUAUAAAGGAAAUAGAUAUACAUUUAAAAUAUUAGAAGGCCAGAUAUAGUACACGAAACAUCGCGUUAUGACAAUGUUACUUUAAACAGCUACGUUUCGUAGUUGUUUUAAGGGGUAUACUUAUAGCAAUAAACAAUUGAAUAUGUCCUGCUUUCAUACCCAACGAGCCUCGCGUGCUUCAUCACGUUAAGACUCGUGAAAGUGUUACUUUAUCCACGCCUGUGCUUUUAUGCACGUCUUCUAAACUCUACUUAUUAUCUACUAUUGAGGCUUAAGUGUACAAGUUAUCGUCACUUUACACUAAAUCCGAAACGCUUUUAGCUUAUAUGCAUAUGUAUAUGUACACCUAUAUAUAUAAAUUUCUUCUCUGCAUACUUCGUCUUGAGUUAGAAUUUUAAUGAUUCUACGUGUAAUUGGACCAAACUGAAAUGUGUGAAAUUGAACAAAAUGAAUAGCACAAACAAAAAACAAAAAAAAACGAAAAAUCUGCGUGUACUUAGAUGAAAACUAAUGUUUUCCAAGACCAUAACUUACUUUCCUUCGCAUGCUUGAACAACGUAGGAACAAUGUACGUUUACUACGUGAGAUAAAGAUUAAACGGUCACGUUACGAGCGAAACUUGUGAAUUAAAAAGCACACAACUUUAUUGUGAAUUUCGAUUUUACAUAUAAUGAUAUAGUUACAUAUUUUUAAAUAUUUUAUGUAAAUCUAAAAUUUAGUGUACAGUGUACGACUAACUUCGUGACAUUUCAUGUCUGAUGUAGGGCCAGAUUUCGAAUGUUCUUGUAAAAUAUGUAAUUGUUAGAUUAGACACUGUCUUGAUGUAAGUACAGCUACCAGUUUAACUUAAGUUAAUAAUAUGGUCUUUAAGGAGAAAAAAAAGUAGAGUGCGCGCGCGCGAAAGAGAGAGUGAGAGAGAGAGAGAGAGAGAGGGGGGGAGAGAGUGGCAAGAAGGAACAGUUUCGUAGGAGAGACUGUUUCAAGGUGUACCUACUUUGGCAGACAUUGAUGAUAUUUUAAGUCUUACAGUAGUGAAAGAACGAAAAAGGAAAAAAAAACGAAGAAAGUGGGAAACAAAGAUUUGCUUCUCGACAAAAAUUGAAGUUCAUUUCAAAUGAAGGUUUAUCUACGCGCAAUAUUAUUUUGAUAUGUUUUUAUAGAUUUUUAAACGAUGCACCCAUACGUUUGUGCUUCCGCCUUGCCAAUAUUACAAUAUUAAUCUCAUUACUUAAUUUUUAUAUUUAAAGAAUGUAAAUCGCUGGAGAAGGGAAGAAACUCGUUUUUUAUUUUACAGAAACUGUCGACGAAACCGCUGAUCAUAUAGAGAUUGAUCAUUCGUUCCGCGUGGUUUCUGUUCAAAAUUUUUACU
Molecule: messenger RNA, 12143 nt
Organism: Habropoda laboriosa
Lineage: Eukaryota; Metazoa; Arthropoda; Insecta; Hymenoptera; Apidae
Gene: trx
Product: histone-lysine N-methyltransferase trithorax
Biological process (GO): positive regulation of DNA-templated transcription
Cellular component (GO): nucleus; histone methyltransferase complex
Molecular function (GO): sequence-specific DNA binding; histone H3K4 methyltransferase activity; zinc ion binding
Source: RefSeq, a predicted model, not a curated record